AUGUCCACUCAAAUAAAAUUAAAAGAUGAUAUUUCAAUACAGCAUGAAUCAAUACAAGUAGACAUGAGAGAUUCACUAACUACACCCCAUUCUGAUCCAACAAAUCCAUUUGCAUUCACUCCAGAUCAAUUGGCUGCCUUACAAGACCCAAAGAACAUAGAAUUACUCCAUACGUUUGGAGGUUUAGAAGGUGUGGCUAAGGGUUUACAGGCUGAUGUCCAUCAUGGUCUUACACCCAAUACAACACACCAGCAACAUAUCAGUCUAAAAGAUGUCACAUCAGAUGCAAGUAAAUUAACAGUCGUCCAUACACCCAGUGAGAUACAUGAAAAACCUCAACUAAAAAAAUCAGCCACUUUCUUAUCCACACAAGAACGCCAUAGUCUAUUCAGCCAACGUGUGUCUGUGUUUGGUGCAAACACACUCCCUCCUGUCAAAGCUAAAAAUAUCUUUCAAUUGAUGUGGAUGGCCUUUCAAGACAAAACACUUAUCUUAUUAAGUGUGGCUGCUGUGGUUUCUUUGGCUGUAGGCAUUUAUGAAGAUAUUGCUGUGCCCGAAUAUGAUGCUCAAGGAAAUAAAAUUGCUGGUGUCAAAUGGGUCGAAGGUGUUGCUAUCAUUGUUGCUAUUUUGAUUGUUGUCCUUGUUGGCAGUGUCAAUGAUUUUCAAAAAGAAAAACAGUUCCGUAAACUGAAUGCUAAAAAAGAUGACCGAGUUGUCAAGGCUACUCGAGAAGGCCAAACCAUUCAAAUCUCUGUCUAUGAUAUUCAAGUAGGUGAUGUCCUUCAUCUUGAACCAGGUGAUAUUGUUGCUGCUGAUGGUAUCUAUAUUGAAGGCCAUAAUGUUCGCUGUGAUGAAUCUGCUGCGACAGGUGAAUCAGACGCUGUUCGCAAACAACCAUUUGAAGCUUGUUAUCGAUUGAUGCAUACUGAAGAAGAAAAAAAUACCCAGUUUUUAUCUGUUCCUCAUACCAACGAUGCUGCUGCUGCUGCUUCUUCUUCCUCUUCUAUGCUCAGCAGUGUUGAGAAAUCAACCGUAGUCGACCAUCAUAAAUCUUAUCCCGAUCCAUUUAUUAUCUCUGGCUCUAAAGUCUUGGAAGGUGUCUGUACCUAUCUUGUGACAGGUGUCGGUGUGAACUCAUACCAUGGUCGCACCAUGAUGGCUCUCCGUACAGACAAUGAAACCACACCCUUACAAGAAAAACUCAAUGGCUUGGCUGGUAUGAUUGCCAAAUUGGGUUCUGCUGUCGGCCUUUUAAUGCUGAUUGUCCUUUUGAUUCGUUAUUUUGUGAACUGGAAAUUCGAUGGUAUUCCUACAGUGGCUACUGAGAUUGUUCAAAGCGUCAUGGGUAUCUUGAUUGUAGUGGUCACCAUUGUAGUAGUUGCUGUUCCCGAAGGUUUACCUUUGGCUGUCACUUUGGCGCUUGCUUAUGCAACACAACGUAUGUUGAAAGAUAACAACUUGGUGCGUGUACUGGCUGCUUGUGAAACCAUGGGCAAUGCUACCACUGUCUGUUCUGAUAAGACAGGUACCUUAACACAAAACAAAAUGACGGUGGUUGUCGGUACUUUGGGCUCUUCUUUUCGAUUCAUUCAAGAUCCUCCUAGUAACCGUGUUGACCUCAUCGAUAUCCAAGCCGUAGCUCAAAAGGUACCUAAUCCCAUCUUACGUCUUGUGCAUCAAGGUAUUGCUGUCAACUCGACUGCGUUUGAAUCCACAGAUGAAGAUGGUCAAAAGCAAUUCGUCGGCAACAAGACUGAAACCGCCUUGUUACAGUUUGGCAAGACCACGGGUUCUGAACCCUUUGAGACAUUGCGUACCCAAUGGCCUGUUGAACAAGUGUUUCCUUUUAGUUCUGAACGUAAGGCCAUGGUCACCAUCAUUCGUAUGCCUCAUCCUACUGAACAAGGUCGCUUUGUCUAUCGUGCUCAUGUCAAGGGUGCCUCCGAAAUAUUGGUCCAAAACUGCCGUGAGAUCUUGACGUUGAACGCUGCUAAAUACAAGUCUUCAGAAGACAUCAAGACACGCCCAUUCACACAGGAGGAUCGCCAUAGAAUUGAACGUAUCAUUCAAAGCUAUGCCACGCGCAGUCUUCGUACAUUGGGUCUUGCUUAUCGUGACUUUGAUAGCUGGCCGCCAAAGAACGGACAUGCCAAGACGGUCGGUACUGAAACCGAAGUGCCUUAUGAAGACAUCAUUGAAGGUCAAGGUCUUACUCUGAUUGGUAUUGUGGGUAUUGAAGACCCUCUUCGUCCUGGUGUCAAAGAAGCUGUGAAGGCCUGUCAAAGAGCUGGUGUCUUUAUCCGUAUGGUCACGGGUGACAACGUCGUCACAGCUAAAUCGAUUGCUAAGCAAUGUGGUAUCUAUACACCAGGCGGCAUUGUCAUGGAAGGACCUGUGUUCCGUAACUUACCUCCCAGUCAGAUGGACGCCAUCUUGCCUCGUCUUCAAGUCUUGGCUCGUUCAAGUCCUGAAGAUAAACAGAUCUUGGUCGGUCGUCUUCGUGAACUAGGUGAUAUUGUCGCCGUCACUGGUGAUGGUACCAACGAUGGUCCUGCGCUUAAACUGGCUGAUGUGGGCUUUUCGAUGGGUAUUGCUGGUACUGAAGUGGCCAAGGAAGCCUCAAGUAUUAUCUUGAUGGAUGAUAAUUUCUCCAGUAUCGUCAAAGCUAUCAUGUGGGGUCGUUGUGUGAAUGAUUCGGUCAAGAAGUUUUUAGAGUUCCAAAUUACGGUCAAUAUCACGGCUGUCAUCUUGACCUUUGUGUCUGCUGUGGCCAGCCAUUCUCAAAAAUCUGUCUUGACAGCUGUUCAAUUGCUUUGGGUUAACUUGAUCAUGGACACUUUUGCUGCUCUUGCUUUGGCUACGGAUCCUCCUACAGAAGAAUUACUUGAACGAGGCCCUGAAUCUCGUUCUUCUCCCUUGAUUACGUUCAAAAUGUGGAAGAUGAUUAUCGGUCAAGCCAUUUUCCAGAUUGUAGUCACGAUUGUGUUAUUGUACAGCGAUGUACUUCAUUACGAAUCUGAUGACCCUAUCUUACAGACUAUUGUGUUUAACACCUUUGUGUUCUGUCAAAUCUUUAACGAAAUCAAUUGUCGUCGUAUUGAUUCUAAACUGAAUGUGUUCCACAAUAUUUUGGCCAAUCGAUUCUUUAUGUUCAUCUUUGUGUUCUGUAUUGCACUUCAAUGUAUCAUUGUCAAUUUUGGUGGUACUGCUUUUCAGGUAGUGCGUAUUGAUGGUGUUGGCUGGGCUAUUUCGAUCGUGGUCGGUCUUUUGGCUCUCCCUAUUGGUGUUGUGAUUCGAUUGAUUCCUGAUGAAGUCUUUGGAUUUGUGUUUAUGUUUAAUCCUAAGGCACGUCAACGAUAUCUUGGUGGUAGCCAUGAACAAGCAUCUCCCAGUGUGUAUGUAGCUGGUAAUGAACGUGUGGCAUGGCAUGGUCCUACUUAUGAAAAGCAACAAGUGGAAAUGGAUGAAGCAGUUCCUGCUUAUUCACCUCCUAUCAUUGAUAUGAAAGAAACCGCCUUUGAAGAACAAAACCAAGACACUGUGCUUUCUUCUGGUUCCUUAGACUCAAUUCAACGCAAUCAUUAA
Molecule: messenger RNA, 3585 nt
Organism: Gilbertella persicaria
Lineage: Eukaryota; Fungi; Mucoromycota; Mucoromycetes; Mucorales; Choanephoraceae
Product: PMCA-type calcium-translocating P-type ATPase
Exons: 4
Coding region: 1-3585 (1194 amino acids)
Biological process (GO): calcium ion transmembrane transport; intracellular calcium ion homeostasis
Cellular component (GO): membrane; intracellular membrane-bounded organelle
Molecular function (GO): P-type calcium transporter activity; ATP binding; ATP hydrolysis activity
Source: RefSeq, a predicted model, not a curated record